Messenger RNA from Rana temporaria (common frog), 2920 nucleotides. RefSeq names its product keratin, type II cytoskeletal cochleal-like. The coding region runs from base 100 to 1887 and encodes 595 amino acids. The transcript has 9 exons. The record is from RefSeq and is a predicted model, not a curated record. Gene Ontology annotation, biological process: keratinization; intermediate filament organization. Lineage: Eukaryota; Metazoa; Chordata; Amphibia; Anura; Ranidae. Gene Ontology annotation, cellular component: keratin filament. Gene Ontology annotation, molecular function: structural constituent of skin epidermis.
ACCACUGACUGCCAACACAGCCAGAUCUGACAUUGGCCGCUGUUCAUUCUACUUUCAAGAGAAUUCACUGUUGUUCAACAGCAAAUUUGUCAAGACAACAUGCCACACAAACAGUAUCAUAAAUCCGGAGUUAGGAACUUCAGCUCUUCCUCUUUAUGUGCACCAGGAAAUUCCAGCGGAUUCAGUGUCUCUUCAUACCGCAGGGGUCCUAGCUUUAGUAGCAGAAGCCUUCACAACGUAGGCUCUGUUGGGCACAGAAUGUCAGGUGCAAGCUACAUGAGGGGCUCAUAUGGGUAUGGUGGACAUGGAUCUGGACUAGGAGUUGGUGGUGUUGGAUCAUCCUUCAGCAGUAGGGUUGGUGGAGGAUAUGGUGGUGGUGGAUUUGGUGCUGGUGGUGGAUAUGGGCUUGGUGCUGGAUUUGGUGCUGGAGGUGGAUAUGGUGUUGGUGGUGGUUUUGGAGCUGGUGGUGGGUUUGGUGGAUAUGGAGCUGGAUUUGGCCCUGCUGGUAUCACACCAGUUACUGUUAAUCAAAGCCUUCUCAUGCCACUCAAAUUGGAUAUUGACCCAAGCAUACAAAGAAUGAGAAAAGAAGAAAAGGAUCAAAUUAAAACAUUGAACAACAGAUUUGCUUCCUUCAUUGACAAGGUCCGAUUUUUGGAGCAACAAAAUAAAAUGCUGGAGACUAAAUGGACUUUGUUACAAGAACAAAAGACUGUAAGAAGCCAUAUAGAACCCCAGUUUGAGAGUUACCUAAACAAUCUCAGGAGGCAACAUGAAAAUAUCAAUGGGGACAGAGCCCGGCUGGAGGCUGAGCUAAGGAACAUGCAAGAUAUUGUGGAGGAAAACAAAAAGAAGUAUGAAGAUGAAAUCAACAAGCGCACAAGUACAGAAAACGAUUUUGUUUUACUUAAAAAGGAUGUGGAUGGUGCUUUUAUGAACAAAUCAGAGCUGGAGGCCAAAGUAGGGUUGCUGCAUGAGGAAAUCAGCUUCCUCCGAGAAGUAUUCCAAAUGGAAAUAGAUCAGCUCCAUGCCCAAAUCUCAGACACAUCAGUCGUUGUGUCCAUGGACAACAGCCGAGAUCUUGACCUGGAGAGCAUCAUUGCAGAUGUCAAAGCUCAGUAUGAGGAGAUGGCUAAAAAGAGUCGAUCUGAAGCAGAGACUUGGUAUCAAUCUAAGUAUGAGCAGCUGCAAGUCAGUGCUGGAAAACAUAAUGAUGAUUUACGGAACACAAAGAAUGAAAUUGCAGAAUACAACAGAAUGACAAGCAGAAUCAGAGGAGAAAUAGAAAACAUGAAGAGUCAGCGUACCAAGUUAGAAGCUGCCAUAGCAGAGGCCGAAGAGCGUGGAGAAGCUGCAAUCCGAGAUGCCAAGAAUAAACUGAUAGAGCUGGAAGAUGCGCUGCAGAAAGCCAAGCAGGAGAUGGCUCGCCUAUUAAGAGACUAUCAGGAAUUGAUGAACUCAAAACUGGCUCUAGAUGUCGAGAUUGCCACUUACAGAAAGCUCUUGGAAGGAGAGGAAUUAAGGAUGUCUGGAGAUGGAGGCUGUGUCAGCAUCUCCGUCGUGAGCUCCACCACUGGUGGAGUAAUUGGAGGUGGAGGGUAUGAAGGAGGCAGCGGAUACCACCAUGGAGGGUCAGGAUUAAGCUCAGGAUUCAGCUCUGGAAGCGCAGGUGGAAGGGGCAUAACCGGCAGCAGAUUUAGCUCUGGAAGUAGCAUGAGCUCUAGCGGAGGUGGAUAUACCACCACAGGUGGAUAUACCACCACAGGAGGAAUCCACGGUGGCUCCGUGGGAGGUUCAGCACACUCUGGCGGGUACACUUCAGGAGGUACUGGCUCCUCUUCUGUUAAUGUCACAAAAACAUCAACCACAACCACAAGAAAAAUCUGAUUUCUAAAAGCUGUCAUUCAAUCUUCUGACCUGCAAAUAUCUUGUGCUCUGAUGUGUUUCUAAUUCUUCGGUUUCUUUGACCAACAAUUCAAAUUAUCACAUAAUUAUUUUAAAGAAAUGUGAUGUUCAGUUAUUUUGCUGCUCAGUGUGCUAUCUGUCUAUGUAAGGCCAAUAUUGUAUCAUGAAUUGUAUGUUUCUGUGCAUAAUGCGCUAAAGAAAAUAUUCUGUAACAAAAGCUCAUAUGCAGUUAUCUGAGACACCUGUGGACGAAGUUAGUGAAAAUUGCCAUAAGCUGAGUUAGUGUGCAUGCUAAAUUUAUUUCCAAUUCAUUAUUUACAGUUCUCUUUGGUUAUGCAGUAAUAGGCAAAUUUCACUGACAAUGGCAUGCAUCUUUCCUUACAUCGUAAAAUACAUUUUAAUUUUCCAGCUCAGUCCUUUUAAGAUUAUAACAAGCUCACAUUUCAGGUAGUAACUCGGUGACUGGCCACUUAGUCAACUCUGCCCAACAUGCUUGGAAUGCAUAAUGUGUUGAGUUAUUGCACAAAUCUUUAAGGUAACUGCAGCUCUCUUUAUAUAUCAAUAUCUGAUUAGUUGCUUUGGGUUUCUGCAGUGUGUAUGCAGCCUUAUAGCACUUCUCUACAUUGUUAUCCCUUUUUAUCACUUAAUCAAAAUGUUGGUCAAAUCAGUCACAAUUGGCUACUGCUUCUUGUAUGUGGUCUUACUGCGCUAUAAAGGCUUGUUGAUGCGUUACUACACCUAAUGAACCAAAUUUAUGGUUUCAAUUGAAGUCAUAUGUUUCACUGCUAAAACAGAAGAAAACCAAACUUAUUACAAAAGAUUUUUUUGUGAAAUAAAAUAAUAUGGAUAGAUAACUGUGGGACGUGUGGGCUACAAACAACAACAACUUGUCAGAUGGUAGCAUUCAUGUUAUGAUGAUAUCAAUAUUACAUUAGAAAUAUGUUCAGUCGUUAUUGGUUAUGGUUAUACACCUCAUUGUAUAAAUAUCCAUCUACCAGUUUUCCUUAUUGGUUUC